GAUCAGAAACCGAGACUAAACGUCAGUCAUGAUGGUCAGUUUGAUGAAUUCAGAUUUGUGUGUGAAAUAUCAGGGUCAGAGUCAGUAACUGCUGAUUUUAGCUGUAAUCUCUACACUGGAGAAAAUCCUCAGCUUUUCCUAAUCCAAAGAUCUCAAAAGAGAAACUCUGUGAAGGUUUGUAGUUUUACAGCACAGAGAGACGCUGUGUUUAAUCGUCUGCAGUCAGUAAAGAGUCGUGAAGUGAGCUGUGAUUAUUCACUGAUCUCUGACCCGACUGCUCGCUCUCUAAUGAGUGAUAAACACAACAUGAUGCAUUUCUUUACAACAACAUCAACAACAACAACAACAACAACAACGACUCAGACAUCCACUCCUGAAGAGAAACCCAGUGCAGAUUUGAGUCUGGUAACGACGCCACCAUCCACAGCUACGGAGGAACCUACAGCAGCUUCUCCAGUUUUUUCAACUCCUCUGAUCACCACAAGACACACAGCGACUCCUGAAAGUACCAGAGUUACACAAAAUCAUCAUCACAACACAACCAGUGCUCCUAACAAUUUGUCUUCUCCACCAACGCCGUCAUCCACAACUAAAGAGAAAACUGAUUCCGCGUUGUCUACUGUAUCAACAUCGCAAACCACACCUAAAGAUAAAUCUACAGCUUCUCCAGUUUCUAUUUCGAUUGUGAACCCCACAAGUGGCCCAAAAAGUAGAUCGCUGCCUACCGUACUGUCAGUCACCGGUGUGUGUGUUUUACUGGCUGGACUGAUGGGCUUCUGUCUCUGCGUGUGUAUCAACAAGCAGAAGACUGAGAGCAGAUGUAAAUUGAACACGACCCACCGUGAUCAGGGAGUCAUGAUGUCCGUGCUCAAUAUGAAUAAUUCUGGCUCAGAAGCUGCUGAAACUUAUUCUGUGAUCAGCUCAGUACCCUUACCGGCCCUGCCUUUAGACACCAGUGGAGACAUAAAAGUGGAUUCUAAGAUAACAGUGGUCGACACGUAUCAUGUGUACAGCUCCAUCCCUGACACACACGUGACCACCAAUGACGCAGUGUACAGCCUGCUGCAGAUGCACUGAUGUAUAUUACACCUUAAUGAAUGUAAAUAGUUAUUUAGAAAUAUUAUUCUUAUGUCUGUUAUGCCUUAAAAUGUGCUUUAAUUGAAUAGCUUGCUUUUGGAUUUGAAAUGAAUUGGACUUCUGCUGGCUUGUAACUGCAAUGUCACUGAAUGGAGCCUAGUUUGGGGUGAAAAUUGCGGCCUUAUCUCUUAAAGUGAUGUAAAGGGGUGUAAUGACUUAAAGGUGAUGUUUAUUCAUGCAUGUUGUCACUUCUUCUAUCUCUAGAUUUAUAUAAAAUAUAAAACGUUUCAUUAAAAUGCGCAUUAAGCCGAUCACGUGACCAGUGCGCGUUUCCUGGGGUGCAAAGUUAAUAGAUGUCCCACCAACAACAACAAACCGUAUGACGUUAAAAAGGCGACGCGCUGGUUUUCAAAUGAAGGCCUUUUAAAUACCAGAACAAGAUGAUAUUAACACAAAUAAUAUUCGCAAAACAUCAGAGGUUUAAACCGCACAAACUCUCCUAAUGACGCCGCUGCUAUCUAAACAAACAUGUACAGCCUAGGACUUGACAUAAAUGAACCACAGAACUGUUCUGCAGUACCGGAAUGUGUCCACUAGAGGGCAGGAAAGACUUCACUGAACGCCCAGGUGUCGAUUUAAUACCUAAUGCGUGACCGUGCAAAAGUUUGCACACCCGUAGGGUGAAACAAAGCAGUAAAGACAAAAACACUGUAGUUUGAAGCAAUAAGGCAUUUAGUGUAUGUUUCACAGAUGUUCCUUUAAUAUCACAGAUAAAAUAAAAUACAUUACAGUGAAAGAGCAUCCAAAAGCUGUUAUAAAAUAAUUCAUAAAUAAAGACAAAUAGUUGUCAGAGACUUUUUAUAUUGUAAUAAUAAAGACGCAAAGUUUUGAACUAGUUUUCUAUAACCUGCACAUCACAGGUUUAUAUUAAAGCACUUUUUCUAAUACUUUAUUGUUUCUAUAGUAACCGCUCAUUCACUGGGAUGUUUUUUUUGUUUUAAUUGUUGAUAUGGAGAAGUUUUAUGUAAGGAUGUGUUUAUAUAUGAUUUAUGGAAGGAGUCUCCAGUGUCAGAGCUUUGUAACAGUAAAGCUGUAGCUAUAAAUGGAUUUUUUUUAAAAAAAGUCUCAUUUUUAAUAAGUUCCAUUUUGUAAGAGGAAUAAAACACUUGCGGACGCGCUGUUAGACAAAAAAGAUUCAAAGUUGGCUUAGUAACUGUAAGUCGGCUUCAUCUCACCAACCUGUUGUUGAUUAUUUUCCCAAAACAGCACAACACAGAGUGUUUAUUCUUUACUCAUGGUUAACGUAUUGAUGUAGUCGCUGCAGUUUCGCCUCUUUGUGAACUGCACAUUGUAUAAAUGAUUUUUAUUAAUUGAUGUAUUUGUGAUUUUACAGAUUUGUUCAUCUAUAACGUAAUAAACAUCUUGCUGAGGGUCA
This is a messenger RNA of Ictalurus punctatus (channel catfish), 2512 nucleotides long. RefSeq lists its product as uncharacterized. The record is from RefSeq and is a predicted model, not a curated record. Lineage: Eukaryota; Metazoa; Chordata; Actinopteri; Siluriformes; Ictaluridae. The transcript is spliced from 15 exons. The coding region runs from base 289 to 1077 and encodes 262 amino acids.